Molecule: messenger RNA, 1913 nt
Organism: Tarenaya hassleriana
Lineage: Eukaryota; Viridiplantae; Streptophyta; Magnoliopsida; Brassicales; Cleomaceae
Product: NAC domain-containing protein 78-like
Exons: 5
Coding region: 247-1623 (458 amino acids)
Biological process (GO): regulation of DNA-templated transcription
Molecular function (GO): DNA binding
Source: RefSeq, a predicted model, not a curated record
ACGGUGCAUUCCAGAGAGAGGGAGAGAUGGGAACCCAAAUGCAAAGUACUUUAGUAUAGGUAAGCGAGAGAAACAAAUUUCUUGCAAUCGAAGGUACCCUUUUCUCGGGCUUCUCUCUUCGUUUCUUCUCCGUCAAUCAAAAACCCAUCUUCCAACUUUUUCUGGGCACUGUUCUUCUCUCCGCAAGCAAGCGUUUUGGGUGACAGAAAUAGAGGAAUCGGAGCCCUAGGACAGGUACGGAAUUCUAUGGGUCGUGAAUCGGUCGCUCUUGUGACUUCUCCGUCGGCGGCGACGCCGAAUGCUCCGGCCUCUGCAGCGUCGGCCACGGCGUUGGCUCCUGGGUUCCGGUUUCACCCGACGGACGAGGAACUCGUCAGCUAUUACUUGAAGAGGAAGGUUCUGAAGAGACCCGUCCGUUUCAACGCGAUUGGGGAGGUCGAUAUCUACAAGCACGAGCCCUGGGAGUUAGCAGUUUAUUCGAAAUUGAAGACGAGGGACCAGGAAUGGUACUUCUUCAGUGCAUUGGAUAAGAAGUAUGGAAAUGGUGCUAGAAUGAAUCGUGCAACGAACAAAGGGUACUGGAAAGCUACUGGAAAAGACAGGGAAAUUCGCCGUGAUACCCAGUUGAUUGGCAUGAAGAAGACACUUGUGUUUCAUAGUGGCCGUGCCCCAGAUGGGCUACGGACCAAUUGGGUCAUGCACGAGUACCGCCUCGUUGAAUAUGAAGUGGAAAAGAACGGAAGCAUGCAGCAAGAUGCAUAUGUGUUAUGCAGAGUAUUUCACAAGAAUAACAUCGGGCCACCAAGUGGGAACCGUUAUGCACCGUUCUUGGAAGAAGAGUGGGAUAAUGGUGGGAAUGGAAUGGCUCUCAUCCUCGGAGAAGACGUUAGGGUCAUGGGGGAGUCCGUACCUGUUCUCGAGGAUGCCAAUGGCAGUAAUGAAUUUGAUCAGGAGAUACAGUCGAUGAGCAAGGAUCUCAUCAAUAUCAAUGAGCUCCCGAGAGAGACUCAGAUCAAUAACGAAUCCACGAGAGUUGUUCCCAAGCCCGACAACUCGCUCAAACAUGAACGCUCCGGAGAAGGAGGAGAAGAAGAAGAAGACUGUCCUCCUCCUCUGCCUCCUUGCACGCUGAACAAAGAAGCGCCCUUACCGCUCCUCCAAUACAAACGUAGACGUCAGAACGAGUUGAUGGGAAACUCCCAGAACUCGAGCCGGACCACUCAAGACCACUGCUCAUCCACCACUACAACCUUGACUUCAUCCGCUGCUACAAACACUGCCAUCUCGGCCCUGCUUGAAUUCUCCCUCAUGGGAACCGCCACCGAUAACAAGAAAGAAAACCCGCCAUUGAAACCUCACAAGGAACUGUCUGCUCCUCCUCCUCCUCGGGUGGGAAACAAAGCCGGGGAAGUGAGAGAAGCGACUCUGAUGAUUCCGGAGAACUGCACGAAGCUGAUAGAUGAUCUGCAGAAGGAGAUUCAUCAGAUGUCGGUCGAGAGAGAGACAUUCAAGCUGGAAAUGAUGAGCGCAGAGGCGAUGAUCAGCAUUCUUCAGUCCAGGAUCGAUGCUUUGCGUCAAGAGAACGAGGAGCUUCGGAAGAGCGGCCCCGUCAAGGGACAAUGAACGAGCAAUCUCAGGUUCCGCCCUUUUCCUGGUUCGUCAAUUGCCGUAAUUUAUGUGCUACCCUCUUCGUUUUCAGGUUCUAAUAUGAUCGAGACCUCGAUCUCGGAUGUGAAUUCUCUCUGUUGUAAAAUUAGGUUAAGUAGGAACAGAGACAGUAUGUUUCUAUGUUCCGUGUCUUUCGGGAACAUCUGAAGUCAUGCUCUGUUUUUCAUAUAUUGUUCUAUCUUAGUUUUGUCCUGAACUCCAUUGGAAGUAAGAGCUAAUUUCCGAGAGGUUCUUGGUGUUGGUAA